Molecule: messenger RNA, 1141 nt
Organism: Macrosteles quadrilineatus (aster leafhopper)
Lineage: Eukaryota; Metazoa; Arthropoda; Insecta; Hemiptera; Cicadellidae
Exons: 5
Coding region: 77-1021 (314 amino acids)
Source: RefSeq, a predicted model, not a curated record
GUUUGAUAAUUGUUAAGAUCGACUUCGUUAUGAUCAGUUAGCUUCUGGAUUCGAUAGAAUCCAGUCAUAUGAAAACAUGAAGAAUCUUUUGCUAGUAUCUAUUUAUUUUCUGGUAUUGUAUUGGGAAUGUGAUGCUGGAAACGAUGGUCUAGUUUUACGAGACUGGUGGCUAGAGAAAGGAACAGGAACACAAAUCGUAUUCACUUCGGAGGUGCAGAACGCCAAAGAGGCAGAGUAUCAUAGCGACGACUAUGGUGGUAUAGAGGGGGAUAUUCGCAUAGUGUGUGGACAAUACAAAGGCAUGGUAAAAGCUGAUAUCUACAGGAAUCAUGGAGUAUGGCUGGAUUCUAUCAUCUUGCAUGAUUUCAAAAAUGCUGCGUGUAAUAAAAUCAGAACAUACUGUCCUGAAAUAAUAGUGACAAACACCGAAGCAACCAUAACGUACACUAUGCAUAACAAAGGACAGUUGAAAUGUAAGAAAAGAACGUAUGCUAUAAAUAAGAAAAAAAUCUAUGCUCUAAUAGACCGUAAAGAGCUUGAAGAUGUUGAAUGUCCCGAAAAGGCGAAAAUUAAUCUAGGUCCACAUUUGAAUGACAAGGCAGAUUUUGGUGUAGUAAAUAUUUUGCCAAGUGGAGUUGGAGUGGACUUGGAAUACUUUGAAAACAUGAAAAAUUAUCAUUUUUCAAGAAGAAGUACACAAACUAAGACUCUGGACUCUGGACCUUUACUUAAAAUACAAUGUAAAGCUUAUUGCCAUAAAGACCAAGGUACAGAAGAUACAAUCGUAAUAGCAUCACUUGUCCAAACCUCUGGCUUAGUAGUGGAAAGAUUUAGAGUGACCUCUUGCAGUAGCCGCAGUAGCUUACAAAUCACACCUUCAACAACCACCUAUGGAUAUAAAACGAUAAUUGGGCUCGAGAAUAAUAAAAAAUAUGAAAGAGAAAUCAAACUGGAAGAUUUGGAAGGUAACGAAUACUAUACUGCAAAAACACUGACCGUUGGAGACUUCAAACCUAAAUAACAAGACUAUAACGAUGUUAUUCAGAAGAUAGGCCUACGGAAAAUCUAUUCCUAAAAUAGGUCUAAUCACAUUUUCCAACACAAUAAUGUGUUAUCAGGAAAUAAAAUGUCAUAGCCUAUG